Messenger RNA from Phragmites australis (common reed), 828 nucleotides. Its product is annotated as zinc finger protein ZAT3-like. The coding region runs from base 1 to 828 and encodes 275 amino acids. NCBI's taxonomy places the organism in Eukaryota, Viridiplantae, Streptophyta, Magnoliopsida, Poales, Poaceae. The transcript has a single exon. The record is from RefSeq and is a predicted model, not a curated record.
AUGGAGCACUCAUCUCCGCCCCCUGCGUUACAGCCCGCCGUGCCUCCUCCUCCCCCUGAGCUGCCUCCGCCGCACCACGACACGAUGCUCACGCUGGCGCUCAAGCCACCGCCUCCCCCGCUCGCCUGCGCGCUCUCCCCGAGACCCCCUCACUUGUGGAGGCCGCGGCCGGACGGCGGCGCCACUGCCGCCGCACUCGCCCGCGUGCGAUCCUCGCCCACCGGCGACACGCCGCCUUGCACCGAGUGCGGCAAGCGGUUCCCAUCCUGGAAGGCGCUGUUCGGCCACAUGCGCUGCCACCCGGAGCGCCAGUGGCGCGGGAUCACGCCGCCGCCGCACUUCCGCCUCGGGGCCGUCGGCGCGCCUGGCGCGGCCGCAGAAGCCGGGCAUAAGUUCACCGUGCAGGAGCGCGAGGUCGCUGCCAGCCUCCUCAUGCUGGCCGGUGCGCGGCCAGGCGCCGGCAAGGGCAAGAAGAGGAUUAUUUCUUGGCCAUCCUGGAAUGAGAGCUGUGGCGCGUCGACGUCUUCUGUGGUGGCUCCGGCGCCGGCCAAGUGCGACGACCACAAGUGCAGUGUGUGCGCUCGGGGGUUCGCGACCGGACAGGCUCUGGGCGGGCAUAAGCGGUGCCACUGGGAGAGAGCAUGCGCAGGGGUGUUGGUGGUUGCAACUUCCAGCAGUUGUAGCACGUUGGCAACGUCAGAGACAGCGGCGACAUCGACGGCUACCGCGCUGGACCUCAACCUGCCCCCGCCGGAGCCGCUAUUGACUGCAAAGAAAGAUCAAGGUGGCAGCAUGAACGCGAUGCUGGAUUUGAAGCUUGGGUAUUAA